This is a messenger RNA of Aspergillus calidoustus, 1293 nucleotides long. NCBI's taxonomy places the organism in Eukaryota, Fungi, Ascomycota, Eurotiomycetes, Eurotiales, Aspergillaceae. The record is from the annotation of a GenBank genome assembly.
AUGGAUGCUAAAUCGUUCAUUCUCGUCACUGGGGCAAAUGGAUUUCUCGGGACAUGGAUUGUCCGCCAGCUGCUUGAGAACGGAAACCGUGUCCGCGCAGCCGUGCGGAGCCUGAACAGACGUACAUACCUGCGUGAGCUGUUCAGCUCGUACAGCGGGAGCCUUGAAAUCGUCGCCGUCGGUGACAUGACCGAGUCAAACGCGUUUGACCAAGCUGUUGUUGGGGUAGAUGGGAUCAUCCACACUGCGUCUCCCGUCACGACAAUUGCGGACGAUCCUCAAGAGCUUAUUCGACCCGCUGUAAAAGGAGUAACUGGUAUCCUCGAAAGUGCUCGAGACCAUGAAACUCGCAUUCGGCGGAUUGUGAUUACAUCCUCUUGCGCGGCCAUCCUCGACACUUCGGAAGUCAAGAUGGUUGUCUCCGAGCAGGAUUGGAAUGAUCAGCGGGUACAGGAGUGUGAGACGCUCGGCCGCAGUGCUUCAGGGCUGUCCAAGUACUCUGCCUCCAAGACGCUGACUGAGAGAGCCGCCUGGGAAUUUGUCGAGGCAAACAAGGAACGUAUCUCGUGGGAUCUGGCAACUAUCAAUCCGCCAUACAUCUUUGGGCCGACCAUCCCUGACGUGAAAGGGCCGGAUUCGCUCAAAUCGUCCUCAGCUCUAUUCUACAAUGCAGUUGUCAACAACAACAACUUCUUUGGCACCGACCCGCUGACAAGCCCCAGCCAUGCCUGGGUCGACGUGCAUGAUGUAGCAGCCGCACACGUCAAAGCCCUCGAGACACCGGGCGUGGCGAGGGAAAGGAUCAUUGUCUCAGCUGGAUCGUGGGUCUGGCAGGACAUGAUCAACACCGCGCUGUCUCUGCCAAAAUCUAUCUAUAGACCGCAUCGUGAUGUGACGGGCCCACGGGAGGUGACGAUGCGGUUGAUCACGUUUGAAACGGGGAAGCAGAAGCGAAUCCUGGGGCUGAGUUUGCGGUCCUUAGAGGAGUGUGUGCGCGAUAUUCUGCUUGAUUAUGCGAAGCGCGGCUGGUAUCCAGGAGUAGAUUGGCUAGACGGCAGAGGAUUGGGGGCCUCAAUGUGCGAUUGGGUACAGGUUGAGCUAUCUAGGAUGGGGAGUAGCAGAGGAGUAAUGCUGAUCAAUCAUGAGGAUGACCCUUCGACCUUAAAUCCGACAACAGAACCCUGGAUCUGGACAAGCCAAGCGAGUGGCCAAUGGCACGCGCCGGGGACAAGCAGCCCCACUCCGGGCGUGCUCAGCUGCGGAGAUAAGCAUCCGCACCCGCACCUUCAAUAA